CUGCAUUUCCCGGCAUGCUUUGCGGCAGGACAGCAUUUCCGGUUUAAUGUGAGGGAAAAGUUGAGUUAAUUUAAUUCAAUUCUUAGGAGCACAACAUUACAUCUCAUCAUCAUCAACCGCGAGUCGAUAAACCGUUCAGACGGUGAGAGGUGAAGCGCGCGCGAGUUUAUUUUUGACCGGUUUCCUUUUCCGCUUUUAAACCCUGCGCUCGAGCCAAAAACUCCGUCAUGUCGGUGUCCGGUGAGAACAGUCGUGAUCGAUACACUCGCGUUCACACGCGGAGUUCUCCGGGAUUCCUGGAGCGUCUGGGAGAAACGAUGGGGGGGAUGGCAGUGGGUGUGGUCAUCUUCUUCCUCUCCUUCUACGUGCUCUUUACUAAUGAGGGCAGAGCAAUCCGCACCGCGUCCUCUCUGGAUGAGGGUCUCGCUCAAGUCGUGACCCUUCACCCAGACUUCUAUGUUGACCCCCAGAACAACGGGCACCUCGUUCACCUCUCAGCUUCUCUGCGCACAGCUCAGCCUCUGCAUGACCCAAACUACAAUGUCAUGGUUCAGGCGGUGAAGUUGAAGAGGAAUGUGGAGAUGUACCAGUGGGUGGAGUAUCAGGAGUCACGGGACUAUACAGAGAACGGAGAAACGAAAACGGAGACCACGUACACAUACAACACAGAGUGGAAGUCGGAGAUCAUCAACAGCAGAAAUUUUGAUAAGGAAAUCGGCCACGUCAAUCCCAGCGCAAUGGCUGUUGAGAGUGUCACUGUCGUUGCCCCCGACGUGUGGGUUGGCCAUUUUUUUCUCUCAAAAGGUUUGAUCGAUCAGAUUAAUAAUUUCAAGACUCUGAGUCUGAGUGCACUUCCUGUUACUGACCAGUUUCUCACGGUGUACGAAGAUUAUUUCUAUCACACAGCCAACCCACGGAGACCAGAGGUGGGAGACGUGCGAGUGAGCUUCUCCUACGCCGGACUCAGUGGUGAAGUCUCCUUCCCUGGACCAGCACAGAAAGUGAGCGUGGUGGCGAUGCAGAAAAAAGACAAACUCGUGCCUUUUAAGACCAAAUCAGGAGACACGCUGGAGAUCCUUUACCUGGAGGAGCUCACAGCAGAGGAGGUCUUUGCUCGAGAACAUCAGCACAAUGUGAUGAUGACAUGGGCUCUGAGAGCAGGUGGUUGGCUUCUCAUGUUCAUCGGGAUCAAUCUGACCAUGCGCAUCUUCUACACUCUUGUGGACUGGGUUCCUGUGCUGAGAGAGCUGGUGUCUGUGGGCGUGAAGCUCUUUGCGGCGUGUGUGUCCUGCUCGCUUUCUCUCCUCACCAUCUCAAUCGGCUGGCUGUUUUAUCGCCCCCUGGUGGCUGCGCUGAUCGCUGCAAUCGCCCUGCUGCCCAUCCUCAUCACACGCGCUCGCAAAGCUGAGAAAAAACAUCAGUGACCACUACAAAGAGUGGGAUGGUGAAUUCACAAAGAUGGAUUCUUUUAUUAUACGGACCACUGCUACUGCUCAUCUCUCUCACACAGAAAAUAAGAGCAGUAUUCGGAACACACCAGGGCUGUGUGGAGUGUGGAUUCAUAGCACUGGAGUCCUCUGUUAUGGAUUAAUGUUCAAAACUAAAGUUAAACACACUCCAAAUAAGAAUGUAUGUUUGUCUUUACAGUAUAAUCUAACAGUUACUGAUAAAUCACCCUGAACAGCUGCCCCCCCAAAAAAACUUGCUCUGACGAGCUUCUCAGUCAGAAAGAAAAAACGAACUUUAAUAACAGACACAUUUACAUUCUGAUUGAUCAGAAGGUGUUGAUUAAUUUAAACAGGAGUCUCCAGUGUCAGUGCUUUGUAACAGUCAGCUAGCUAUUUAUUACAAGAAUACAUUUAAUUUGUCAAUAAAUUCAGAUAUAAAUGGAUCGAGUAUACAUUGUUCAUUAAGAAUAAAUAUUGUAAUUGUGGGUAAGUUGCUGUGAUAAGAGGAAUAAACCAUUUGUGGGUGUGCUGUUAUUAAAAAAAAAAUCACCUUCAGGAUGGAAAUGGUAACUGUGCUUGACUUCAGGCUGCACCACCCCACCGUUGAUUAUUUUCCUUUAACAGUGUAUCCCAGUUUGUUUUAUCCCUUCCUUAAUCAACACCUUCUGACCAAUCAGAAUUCAGCCAUGCUGUGGUGUAAAUCAUUUGAACAUGUGCAUAUUGAAAUAUAGGUUGUGUUAGAUGGGACUGUUUAGUGAUAAUUCAUUGUUCAAGUGAUUUCAUUGUUUUUUUUUUAUUUCCUUCUCACAAGCUCCUGGUGAAAGAUAUUACAUUCUUCAUAUGACAGGAUGUUUAUUUUUCUGCACUUCUGUAUAUUUCUGAUUAUGCAAAUUAAAAACAUCCCCAGCCUGA
Neoarius graeffei (lesser salmon catfish) is the source of this 2360-nucleotide messenger RNA. RefSeq names its product transmembrane protein 43. Gene Ontology annotation, cellular component: nuclear inner membrane. The record is from RefSeq and is a predicted model, not a curated record. The transcript is spliced from 12 exons. The coding region runs from base 228 to 1424 and encodes 398 amino acids. Lineage: Eukaryota; Metazoa; Chordata; Actinopteri; Siluriformes; Ariidae. Gene Ontology annotation, biological process: nuclear membrane organization.